This is a messenger RNA of Carica papaya (papaya), 4077 nucleotides long. RefSeq names its product alpha/beta-Hydrolases superfamily protein. The record is from RefSeq and is a predicted model, not a curated record. Lineage: Eukaryota; Viridiplantae; Streptophyta; Magnoliopsida; Brassicales; Caricaceae.
CAUUCUAUAGACAAAUCUUACCAUCUAUCAACUCGUUUUCCUUCCUUCCCGACCAACUCAGGAAUUUUCCUCCCGCCAGACUCGCCCGUUUCUCAACAAAGAAGACGAAACAGGAAAAACGGAACACAAAAUCGAACACCAAAGAUAUGCUUCGUCUCUGUUUUACACCCCGCCGAUAUUCUAAGCAUAAUCUUCUUCGACGCUCUUUCUCGUCCAAAAACUCUGUUCAGACCUUGCACAAUCUCAAUAAUUCCCACUCUGUAUCACCACAACCACCGACAUGCCCUCCAAUCCCGCAAAACCAUCUCUACCCUCAACCCCCAACCACCACCGCUACCACUUCCUUUCUUUCACGAAAUUCCGUCUUUCUCUUCUCCGCCACGAUCUUCUCUGCUCUGUUUGCCACCUUUACUUUCCUCCCUCCCGAUAAGCCACCGCAGAAUGAUCGCCCCGACAGUAACCCUAAUUUUAACCCUAUUUCAACCGCCAUUAGCCACACAAUAUAUAAAUCAAACGAUUCCUUCCAGAGAAUUCUUCAUCACGUGAAGCAGACGGGACUUGCUGCCUCCGUUCUAUGGCAAUCGCUGAGGUCAGUCUUGUCGUCGGCUAACCAAGAAGUCCGGUCUGGUUUUGAGCUGCGAGUGGCGGCACUUCUUGCCGAUAUUGCGGCUGCAAAUGCAGCGCGCCGGGCAGCGAUCGUUCGGGCGGGUGGUGGGGCCGUGGUCGAUUGGCUACUUGAGACAGUUGCGGUUCUUGGGGAUGGAUGUGGAACCCAGGCAGAGGCGGCCAGGGCGCUUGCCUACCUGAUUGCGGAUCCUAUCGUCUCCAAGGAUGUGCUUGGGAGGCCCCACGCUGUGCCCAAUUUGUUGAGGUUUAUUUUUUCAUGUCAACCCAAUAAAAAGAAGCACUCAAGACGUAGUUCACUCGAUGUUUCUGAUUCUUUGAAAGGUAGGAGCAUGCUUGUGGCUGCCAUUAUGGAUAUUGUGACUUCAAAUUUUGAAAGCUCGGAGAAGUUUUCCUUUAACUCAUUAUUGCCAGAAAACGCUGAGAUGGGGGACAUUGCAUCUGCCAUUGAAGUCAUUGAGGAAGGCGGUAUGCAUUUAGAUGAGCCACAUAAUAAUGAAGACGAUGAUGAUGGUGGAAGCGGAAUCAGAGGGAUUGGGAUUAAAAUUCUUGAAGGCACAACAGUCAUAGGUCUUUCAAGAACUAGUGGCUUUAUGGAAUUGGGUGACUCUGAUGCUGGUCUUGUAGAGCAUACUCCUAAAACCGUUUCUUUGCUGAGCAAACAUGAUCCCUCACUAUCACGAAGAAAUUUGUCAUCUGCUGUUGUUCCUGGUCUUUGGGAUGAUUUGCAUUGCCAACAUGUUGCAGUGCCAUUUGCUACAUGGGCAUUGGCAAAUUGGGCAAUGGCAUCAACCACCAAUAGAUCUCAUAUUCAGGAACUGGAUAAAGAUGGAUAUGCUGUAAUGACUGCUUUAGUGGCACCUGAGAGAUCUGUUAAAUGGCACGGAAGUUUGGUUGCUAGAUUGCUGCUGGAGGAUCGCAAUCUUCCUUUGAGUGAUUCAGUUUCUGAUUGGAGUUCCAUUCUUCUUUCUACUGUGUCUCAUGCAAGCAAAAAUGAGGACUUCUCUUUGGCACAAGCUGCUUUGUCUGCCUUUUUAAUUGCCGUUGAUAGAAGUGCUGAGGCACAGAAGAUGGUAAUGGAGAAGGGUCUUCAUCUGAUGAGGGACAUUGCUAAGCAGACGACAAAGCAUAAGCAUUUGCAAGAGGCAUUGGCGAAGGCUUUAGAAUUCCUUUGUACUGGAAACAUGCAUUUAUCUCUUGAAGAAGGUCAGAAAUGGUCUGGCAUACUGCUUCCUUGGGUUUUUGGAAAACAUUCAUCCUACACCAUCCAAUGUUCAGCCAUACGAAUUCUUUCAUGCAUUCUAGAAGACUAUGGACCAUCUGCUGUUCCAAUUUCUCAAGGAUGGUUAGCUAUUCUUUUGAAUGAAAGUCUACAUUCUAGUAAUGCAUCUUCUGUUAAAAGUGAAAUAGCUAAGACUGCAAAUCAGUUAGCAGGUGCUGUUGUUAAUCUAGCUGCAGCUCAGUUGGGGACCACCACUGAUUCAGUUGAUACAUUCCCACUGGCAGAUCUUCUUUAUCUGGAACCCUUUUCAGUACCAUUUAAGAAUCUGAAGAAAGUUACUUCCCUGAAAUUUGAUGUUGCUGAUUCCGCAUUAGCAACACUUAAGGGAAUCAAAGCACUUACUGAGGUUUGUGCUGAAGAUUCUUCAUGUCAAAAUAGAAUAGCUGAUUUUGGGGUCCUGUGUUUGCUGCGACGCUUUUUGUUAAGUGAUGAUUAUGAGAAAUUGGCUGCAAUGGAAGCUUAUGAUGCUUCUAGAAUCCUUGAGACCCAGGGGAGUCCUUCAAAUAAUCUUGGUGAAUCAUCUUCCGCAACAAACGAUCCAUCCAGCAUCAGGGUUCCACCUACUGCUCACAUACGAAGGCAUGCAGCCCGGCUGUUAACUAUCCUUUCUGUCCUUCCGAAAGUGCAGAAGGUGAUUGUAGCGGAUGAAACUUGGUGUAGGUGGCUUGAGGAUUGUGCCAAUGGGAAGAUCCAAGGAUGCAGUGACCUUAAAAUACAGAGUUAUGCCAGGGCUAUAUUGUUAAAUGUGUUUUGCAGUCAAGAGAACAACGGCAACUCUGAAAAUGAUGGUAAUCCAGAGACUGGUACCUCAAAUGGAAGCCGUGUUUGUCCUCGCUAUGGUGACAUGAUCUUUUUAAUUAAUCCGGAACUGCCCCAGUGGAAGUAUUUUUUAAAAACAGAUCAAGCCAGUUCUCGGAAGAAUGGAUCUUCUUUGAGUGACGUUGAGUCUGCCAAUGGUGAGGAAGCAACCGCCAACACGGCUUCAAGCAUUAGUAACUUCUCUAGUCCUGGUGAUCUGCCUCAAAGUGCCACCGUUUCUGAGGUUCCUUUACUAGAUGUUGUCUUUGUCCAUGGUCUGCGUGGUGGGCCUUAUAAGACUUGGCGCAUAUCUGAGGACAAAUAUUCAACUAAGUCUGGUCUUGUGGAGAAGAUUGAUCAGGAAGCUGGAAAGCUAGGGACAUUUUGGCCUGGUGAAUGGCUUUCAGGUGACCUGCCUCAAGCUCGCCUUUUCACACUAAAAUAUAAGACAAAUCUAACACAAUGGUCCGGAGCUACACUGCCUCUUCAGGAAGUCAGCUCCAUGUUGUUAGGACAGCUUGUAGCUGCUGGCAUUGGGAAUCGACCUGUUGUCUUUGUUACUCACAGCAUGGGAGGCCUUGUUGUCAAGCAGAUUCUGCACAAAGCAAAGGCAGAAAAAAUUGAUAACCUAGUGAACAACACAAUUGGACUUGUAUUCUAUAGUUGCCCACAUUUUGGCAGCAAGCUUGCAGACAUGCCUUGGCGAAUGGGCCUUGUGUUACGGCCUGCUCCAACUAUAGGGGAGCUAAGAAGUGGUUCUCCAAAACUAGUAGAACUUAAUGACUUCAUUCGUCUCCUUCAUAAGAAAGGACUGCUUGAAGUCCUCAGUUUCUGUGAGACAAAGGUAACUCCAAUUGUUGAAGGCUAUGGAGGAUGGGCCUUCCGGAUGGAAAUUGUUCCAAUUGAAUCUGCAUAUCCAGGAUUUGGUGAACUUGUAGUACUAGAGUCUACAGAUCAUAUAAAUUCAUGCAAACCACUCAGCCGCUUAGAUCCGUCAUACACUGAAACAUUAGAAUUCUUGAGGAGGCUUAAAGCCCAGUAUACACAUUGAGAUGUUCUAAUAUACCUUUUUUUUGGAAGCUGGUAGAGAAAUCUUUACGCCGGAGCAUAAACUCCAUCUUCAGUUCUUGGGGCCUGCGGACUGGUAAUUAACCAAUAGAGACGACUUACCAACAUCCAUCUCUACUGUAUUUUCACAACAAUUUGUAACAAUUUUGUUGUGCCCAUUAUUUCUUUAGCUGCUUUUCAGCUGUAUGUUAAUUUCUUUUCCUCAUUAUUUUUCUUUUUCAUUUGCUUACUUGUGUAUAUAAAUAGACAAUUGGUUAAGUAGUAUUCUAAAUGCUGUAUAUACGAUACAAAGCUGAAGUGUCUCC